Protopolystoma xenopodis is the source of this 273-nucleotide messenger RNA. The record is from the annotation of a GenBank genome assembly. NCBI's taxonomy places the organism in Eukaryota, Metazoa, Platyhelminthes, Monogenea, Polystomatidea, Polystomatidae.
CUCUCGGGCAUAAUUUACCAACUUAAUGCCUGUAACCUGCAGUCUCUACGCCUCCUACCUUCUCGGCUUGUUCGAUUUGCGGCCAUUCGUCUUGGACCUUCUUUGGCCAGCCCCCCUCCUUACGGAUUGACUGAGCCUUUGGGUGCUACACUGGAGCAGCAACACCUUGAUGAAAUAGGUCGACGAGAAGAGCUGUUCACCGAGGCCCGGCUUUCUAGCAGCCGGCGUCUUUAUUCCUCUGAGACACAAGUUCUUAGCCAGGUGUGUUUUUAA